AUAUCUUGACUCCAAAGUCAUGGACUUGAAGAAUAUUUCCCCAUUUUUCUUCUUUGCCCUGUUAAUCUCCAUUGCCAAAGCCCUUGAUCCUUCUUGUUCAUCCCAAUCUGACGGCUCAGAUGACCUCUCAAUCAUUCCCACCUACAGCAAAUGCUCUCCCUUCUCCCCACCCAAAACAGACUCUUUGUUCACCACUGUGCUCAACAUGGCCUCCAAAGAUCCAGCUAGGUUUAACUACUUGUCAAGCCUAGUUGCCCAAAAGACCACCUCCGCUCCGAUCGCUUCGGGCCAGCAGGUCCUCAACAUUGCCAACUACGUGGUCCGGCUCAAGAUCGGUACCCCGGGUCAGCUCAUGAACAUGGUCCUAGACACUAGCAAUGACAUUGCUUGGGCUCCAUGUUCGGGCUGCACAGGGUGCUCCUCUACCACUUUCUUACCCAACUCAUCGAGCACAUACGGGUCACUAGAUUGCUCAGUGCCUGAAUGUGCUCAGGCUCGCGGGCUCUCAUGCUCCACCACUGGGUCUACUGCGGCCAACGGUUGCUUCUUUAACCAAUCGUAUGGUGGAGAUUCAUCAUUUUCUGCCACCCUAGUACAAGAUGCUUUGACACUAGGUAAAGAUGUUAUUCCCAAGUACUCUUUUGGUUGCAUUAAUUCCAUCUCAGGUGGGUCGAUCCCAUCCCAAGGGCUAUUGGGUCUAGGUCGCGGAUCCAUGUCAUUACUCUCACAGACCGGGUCACUCUACUCCGGCGUGUUUUCGUAUUGUUUACCAAGCUUCAAAUCUUACUACUUUUCCGGGUCACUCAAGCUUGGACCGGCUGGCCAACCCAAGUCUAUCCGGACCACCCCACUUCUAAGAAACCCCCGCCGGCCCUCACUGUACUAUGUAAACCUGACCGGAAUCAGUGUGGGCCGGGUUCUUGUACCCAUUGCACCGGAGCUUCUAGCAUUCAACCCAAACACCGGGGCCGGAACCAUCAUAGACUCGGGCACGGUCAUAACCCGAUUUGUGCAACCCGUCUACAUGGCACUCCGGGACGAAUUUAGAAAACAACUGAACGGACCAUUUUCGUCAUUAGGGGCCUUUGACACUUGUUUUUCUGCCACCAAUGAAGUUGUGGCCCCAGCCAUCACGUUGCAAUUCACGGGGUUGAAGUUGACACUGCCAAUGGAGAACAGCUUGAUUCACAGCAGCUCGGGUUCUCUGGCUUGCUUGGCGAUGGCGGCAGCUCCCAAUAAUGUGAACUCGGUGUUGAACGUGAUAGCCAACUUGCAGCAGCAGAACCUUAGGAUUUUGUUUGACGUUGCCAACUCUGUCGUUGGCAUUGCUCGUGAGAGUUGUAAUUAACGACUAGUUGUGUAGGGUUUCUGGUGUUCUGUCUCUUUGUGCUGUGUUUAAAUUGUCGCAAUGCAAAAGAACAUCUAUAUUUAUGUGUGUGUGUGUGUGUGUGUGUAUAGGUGGUGACUUGUGACAAAUAAAAAAGCAGGAUAAGCCUGCUGGGUGUUGAAUUUGGAGAAGGUGCCUGUAUGCUAUUAAUAUUAACUUUUUAUGUAUGUGGUAAUUUUUGGAAAGAGAACUUUUGGAGCUUUUGA
Molecule: messenger RNA, 1593 nt
Organism: Pyrus x bretschneideri (Chinese white pear)
Lineage: Eukaryota; Viridiplantae; Streptophyta; Magnoliopsida; Rosales; Rosaceae
Product: aspartyl protease AED3
Exons: 1
Coding region: 20-1348 (442 amino acids)
Biological process (GO): proteolysis
Molecular function (GO): aspartic-type endopeptidase activity
Source: RefSeq, a predicted model, not a curated record